This is a messenger RNA of Mya arenaria, 8599 nucleotides long. RefSeq lists its product as uncharacterized. NCBI's taxonomy places the organism in Eukaryota, Metazoa, Mollusca, Bivalvia, Myida, Myidae. The transcript is spliced from 7 exons. The coding region runs from base 144 to 5576 and encodes 1810 amino acids. The record is from RefSeq and is a predicted model, not a curated record.
CAAAAAAGGAAAGUUGCUCCGAUACUCGCCCUGUAAAACCUAGAAAACUCCCAAGACUGUUUCCCCUUCCAGGUCAAUAUACUGUACACAUGAGUUGAGAUAACACUUGAGGUGCACCAGGCUUCAACUUGAAGGCACUGACCAUGGCUUCAAAACAGGACAGUUCACGGUCAGAGUCCCCAGCAGAGAUUGACUUCUCUGUAAUACGGACGGCGAUUCAAAUGAACCGUUCAAUGCUUGAACAAAUCUUACAUGGCGUUCAUUAUGGAUCUGAGGAGACUCGCACUCUGCUACAUGAUGAGUGUGACUUCAUACUGGAGUGUCGUGUUUGCCGUAAUAUGUUCCGCAGUCUUCCAAACUUUGUCGCCCACAAGCGAGUGUACUGUACAGACUCACAUGAGGACAAGCGGCAGGGGGAAUGGAUGGCUGGUCGAUCAAACAUGGAGACGGUCAUUGUACAGCCAGAGGAUCCUGGGACCAGCCAUACGAGAUCUUCUCCCUCUGGUCAGCAUGCGAGCAGCUCUGUCGUUGAGAGAGUGGUUGGUAACAUGUUUGAUGGCAAGUCUUCUGCUUACGAGAUGUAUACACGAGCAGCUGAAGAUUUGGAAAGACAGCGAGUCACCAAAGUCACCAAUACUGUGACCUUGACCUCUAUUCCUACCAAUCGCAAUGCUGUAAUGGUGGAAAAUAGCCAGGGAGAUAAUGCUGAAGAGAUUUUGAGGGCUUAUAGAGAGAAAAAGCAGCGAGAGAGGACUAAACAGAUGGAAAUAAUUAAGGCUCGUAGAGAAAAGAAAUCAAUUGUUAAUCUUUGUGCUUCUCUUGCGAAACAGAAAUGCAAUGAGCCGGCAGCUGGUUUGCUAGUCAGACCCAUAUCAAAAGGGAUAUUGACUAGACCUCGAAAGUCAUCUCCUAGAAAAUCUGUUGAAUACCUGACAGAGUCUGAAGUGAAGAAACUUGAAGACAAAAAUAAAACAAAGUUGAAGCCAAUAUCCAACAGAAAUGAAAACGGGGCAACUGAAUUAGCCGCUACAAAUGCAGAUGAUAAGCAUUCUAAUAAAAGCAAGACUGUAGAGAAGAGUCCUGAGAAGAUGGAGACUGAUCAAGACUCUGUAGAAAAAACAAAUGACCAACAGUCAACACGACUUUUCUCUUAUUCCACCGGUGUGAAAAAAUGUGAUAAAUGCGAUAGAGUGUUCUGGAAAGCUAAAACCUAUUCUAGACAUUAUAGCUCAUGUAAAAAAAGUAUUGCCAAGAAGGAUGAUAAAGAUAAACUAUCAGGUGCUAGUUCACAGUCAAGCAGCUCAAGAUCGAGUUCAGAAAACUCUGAAAUUAGUAACAAAACACCCUCACCAAAGAAGAGCCCGAAGAAAGGAAGUGAUGUCACAACUCCAACACCAGAAUUGAUCGUAGUAGGACCUAAAGGAAAGAUCAUAAUGCGCAGUCGGAAUACAGAAUUGUUAAAACUUCAAGAGAAGCUCAGAGCUAAAGCAAUCUGGACAAGUGAUUCACAAGGUGACAAGACAGAUACGGCUGUGGUAGAACAGGGGAAUAGUAAAGACAAAGAACCACAAAAGGCAUCAACUGAAAAAAAUAAAAAACUCCUAGAAGGGCUUACAAAACCUUUAGUCAAAGAAGUACAAGACAAGGAAGCCUCACCUAUCAAGAACAGUGAAAGACCUUCAAGAUUAAGACAAGAUGAUGAUGAUAAUGAUGAUGAUGAUGAUGGUGAUGAGAAAGUCUCUGACAAUGAAGCUAUGAAAUAUUUAGAUACUAAUGAUGGAAAUUGUGGUAGUAAGAAUAUCAAUGAAAUCAGAAAACUUAGGGAGAGAUUAAGCAGAGAAGCAGGCUUAAAGGACGGAAAAGAUAUGCAUAAGGAUGAAUCAGAUCUAAAGACACCAAUAAUGGCAAGUACAGGUGUUCAUAAUGUAGGACUGAAGAGGCAGAGCCUUGAAAUACUGGAACUUGAAACUAAGUUGACAAGAGAGGCUCUAGGUAAAGAUACCAAUGACAAUAGUAAGAAAUUUCUCAGAAGUGGUGAAAAACAGGAAAGGGCAAAAUCUGUUGAAAAAGUAACAAAUAUUGGUCAUAAUGCAAGAAAGAGGAACAUUAGCCAAAGUGAGUCUGGUUCAAAUAUUAGAACCACAGAAGUUGGUGUUAAGCGACAUUUUAGGUCAAUAAGCGCAGGAGAGAGAACUCCUGAAAAGCUUCUGAUAGAAUCUGAAGUUCUUGAAAUGUCACCUGUGAGCCAUAGAAGGUCUCUUCCCUCUUCCCCUACACCUUCCCUUCAGUCAAACUCUGGAGAUGGCUAUAACAGGAAGUUUAAGAUGACUGUUAAAGAGAUGGCUGAACUGGUUGAGUCAGCCAGUCUGACCAAGUUUGCUAAGGACAGGAAAAAGCGAGCUAAGAAUUUCCUCACUAAGAAACAAAGUAAAGAUGCAUUAUCUGUUUCAACUUUAUCCAAACCAAUGAGAAGAAAAGCAAAGCCAAGUGUAACUAAAACUGAUAGGCCUGGCAGUGACUAUGAAGCUGGACAAUCUGAAGGUUCUGUUGAUACAAGCUAUAGUGAAAGUACUGAAGAAAGGUCCAAACAGCCAGCAAAACGCCUUUCCUUAGAACAGAAGAGGUUGCAAAACUCAGCAGGCUUUGUUGAAGAGAAGUAUUACAAAUCUGGUUCAGGAAAGCAUGAAAGUCUGACAGAAAAACUUAAUAGAGAGACUGAAGAGAGAAAAAGGCUCUCAAAGGAGCUAAAAAGGCUAGAAAAUUCUGCUGGGUAUGUUGAUAAGAAUGUUGAAGCAAUGCAAGCACACAAUUUUGAUGCUUCACAACCUAGAGAUUCAGAAGUUAAGUCAGAACUAGUAGGUGAUAGUGGUAAAGCAAAGCAGAUGGCUGACCAUGGAAGCUCUUCAAGGGAAUCCUCUCAUGAGAGACCUAAAUCAAAACUUUCCAGAGAAAUGAAAAAGCUGGAAAACUCUGCUGGCUUUGUGGAGGACAAUUUCUACAUUUCCUCACGAGAAUCCUCCAGGGACAGACAAAGUGACUACUCCAUUGACAAAACAAACAUGAACAAGGAACCUUUGCCAACUUCACGGGAUGCAUCGGUAGAUCGACACAGAAUUACUGACAGGUGUGUAGAAAGUCCAAAAUAUCCUAAGGAACUAAAGCUUCUUCAGAAUUCCGAAGGUUUUGUAGACAAAAAUGUGUAUGCCUUUCCUGUUUAUGGGGAUGAUCAAGGGGUAAUUUCUAGUGACUGUGAUGCAGAUGGUGGUAGAAAGUCGAGGGAAAAGGUACGGUCAGUGUUUGUACCAAGCAAGGAGGGAAGAUUUUCAUGUGUUCGCAGUAGCUCUGGAUCUUCCUGCGAAUCAAGGGAUCAAAAACAAGGAGAAAGUAGAAAGCUAGCGUCAGGUGUAAGAAGUUCAAUUGACAAGCCUAAAAUUGCCAGACCAUUUAUACAAAGUAACAAAGGAGACAGUCCUGUUAGAAACACGUUUGAAAUAAAAAAUAGUAAAUCAGGGAAAAUCAUCUCAGAGAGUUCAAUCAUCUCAGAGAGUUCUGUAGAUGAUAAAAAUAACUCUAAGGAUGAAAAACAUGCAGGGGAGACUGAUGUGAAAGAAAUAGAGAUUGAAAAUGAAAUUAACGAACUCAGAGAUAAAAAUGAAGAUAAGACACUAGAAAACAGACACAGGACAAGAUUGUCAACAGGAAGUAUCUUUUUUGACUCUGAACUGUUGAAAUUAAGUCCGUCAAAAUUAGAAAAGAGAUCUGUAUGGGAAGUGACAAAGAAAAGUAAGCAAGAUAAACAGAAAAAGGAGGAGACAUCGACAGUUUGUAAGAAGUUAAAUCUGUCGCCUAGAAAGAAACCAGAAAUGGUGAAAUGUAAACAAGCACCAGCAAGUUUUGGAUUUUAUCCAUUGUCUACUGGUUUAAAGCAGUGUCCAAAAUGUCAUGAAAGAUUUUGGAAGAAAAAAAGUUAUGACCGUCACAUAAAAACCAAAUGUUACACAGCAAAACAGGCUAUGUCUGGAAAGAAAAGAACAUUAUCCCUAUCACCUAAAGAGACUCUAGGUUCUGUUGAUAGUCGAAAGGCAGGGAAUAAUUCUGAAAAUGUGUCUAAAAAGAGAGCAAGGAUUGAUAUAAGUAUGGUAACUACUGCUGCAAUAAAUGAGAACAAUGAUUCAGUGAAUGAAAAUAUGAAAUCAGAGGGGAAUGAAAUGAAAUCAAAUAUGACUGAAAAUGCAAAAAAGAAAUCAGAUAAGACAAUUCAUUAUGAGGAAAAGGAACCUUCAUCACCAGACUCUCCAAUAUUUACAAGGGCAAUAGAAAAGUCAGUUUCAGGUAUUGAAUUAUCGCCAAUAUUUCAGAAAAAAGCAAACAAAACAACAGAAAGAUUUCAGGGUACAGAAAGAGCUAAAUCAGGGCCUGGUGAAUCCACGGAUGUCAAGGCUGAUCUUGCUGGGGAGAAGUCGGUACGCAUGGACGUGAUGGUCGUAGAGGAAGAACCAAGACCUGGCCCAUCAUCACUCAGACAUGUGGAGGACCUGGCCAGUAUUGCUGGAACAUUAUCUCAAUCUAGCGAAGAUGAUGAUAGCGAGGUCGGUAGUGACUUUAGUGGAUUUUCCGAGGAUGAUCUACGUGUAACAGAGGCGGAGCUAACCUCACAUCUUGAGGCGCAGGGGCAGCGUGAUGAGGGAGAUAACUCUCACAUAGUUGACCUUGAGGGAGACUUGAGUGAUCUUGGUGUCAUUGACAUAUCCAGUGACCUUAAUCAUUCAGAUGAGGAGACAGAGGUCAAAGUUAAACCUGCAGCCAAUCAGAAGCCAGAAGAAAGGUCAGGUCGACCAGUCAGAAAGAGUGCUAAGGAGAGGUUUUCCCACUUCGAGGAGAUCUGGGUGUACAAGAAAGCAGGUCAAAGUACUGAGCAUGUGUACACGGGACAGCCCCCAGAGCCUGCACGAGCUGGUAAUUCCCCUAGUUUCCGGCGGGAAUAUGUGCGCGACUCUGAAAACCCCACUCGCCUGGUGUGCCACAGUUUUGUUGAGAUUGAGAAACUUGUGGAUGAAACGAGCAUGAAAUGUAAACAGUGUGACUGUCCAUGUACAAACUUGACAAAUCUGCGGCGGCACAUUAUUUCACACCUUGGCUGGAAGAGGUACAAAUGUAAACAGUGCUCCUUUACUUGUUAUGAUAAAUCAAGAAUCGCACGGCACACCGAAAAUGUUCAUGAGGAAGCCCUAACAGGGAGGAAUUUUAAUAAACUUGUAGUGGAUUUGAAACUAGCCGGAAAUAAAAUCAGGUCAAGAAAGCGGACCAAGUCGUUAAGGAAUACGAAAAAGCGUACAGAGAGUGGGACAGAUAUUUAUCAGAAACCCAAACCAGUGUUGAAUGUUAAAGGUUCAAGCUUCAAGUCACCAACUCAAAAGAAGACCCAAAAGUCUGUAGUAUGUGCUAAGGAAAAGAUUGAUUCUGAUGACAAGAAAUCAACUAUGGGUGUUGACACUGAAUUGGUUUCUAGGGAAAGAAACACGGACCCUCUAACUAAAGCAAGAAUGAAUUUAACUAAAGCUUUAAAAGUAGACUGAUGUUAUUGUAAGUAAUGUUUAUUGUGCAAUGUCUUACACAUGUAUACAUGUGCUAAAGUGAAAAGAUAUGCAGUGUGUAAUGGAAGUAGCCAUGGAAUUAAAUAUGUGUCUCGCCUUUUUCUAGGCCUUCACCAAGUCAGAUAUUCAGACUCAUUCCCACAGCCAAAUUUGUUAAAAUCCAGCUGAUUUCCCUGUAACCAAUUUCUACAAGUUACUCUUGGAGUUUUCAGUCCAAAUUCAAAGAUUUAAGCAAUAAAAAUACCCAAUUUUUAGGGUAAUAUAACUUCCUCAAAUGCCUAGAUAAAUGCCUGCAUGGUUUUGUUAUCAGACAAACAGUGAAAUAGUCCUGCAUCAUGUUGUACAUUUUGUAAAAAACACAUUAAAAAGUCAAGAUUCAGAGACAUUUCCUUCACAUAAAUCAUUAUUUAAGUAUUCUUUUUAUUUUUAUCUUUUUUCAUUUUGCUAACAGAAUGAAUGAAAUUGCUUGUAUGAUUUCUUUAUUAUUUCCUUUUAUUACAUGAGGUUGACAUCAUUUUGCCGUACUGAUUUAGGGUCAAACCUUGUAUUGAACAUAUAAAAAACAAAAUCAAUUUUGACAACAAAUGUGUCCCACAAUAAAAAAGAAUCUUGCUUUCUUUCGACUAUGCCACAUUAUAGAUGAAAAAUACUUUUUCUGAACUUCUUUCAUAAAUGUAUGUGUCAUAUGGCAACUCAUGUACAAUCUUAUAAAAACAAUAUUAUGCUACAUGUAUUGUGCUUUACCUUGCUGUGCUAGUAGUAGUAAUUACCUAGGUUUUCAGUAGCAGUAAACAUGCAACAUUUAGUCAUGUCGCUCCGUAAUCUUCAUUUAAUUCCAUGUAUUAACCUGAUUACAACAUAAUACAGUAGCUUUCAAUGAAUUAUUUUGACUGUUUAUGUAUAGAUUUUCAUUAACGAUGAUUUUCAUUAAGAAUUGUUAUAUGACCCAACAAAAUAUUGCUGUGGUUCUGGCUACCUGGACCGACCCUAUUGAUAAGUAAUGACUUUUUGUUUUUUUAUCUAUAACAUUGUGUUGCUACCAUUUGUACAAGAUACAGUUGAGAUGUAUUGUGUUACUUUCUUGGCAACAUUAAUACCAGAACGUGCAUUUAUGUAAGGCCUAAAAAAAAAAUUGUUUGGUUAGGGUUACAUCCUUUUCAAAAAUAGAUAGGCUUUUUUUUUUUUUUUUUUUUUUUAUAAGGCUUUAUAUAAGAAUGUCAUUUUCAUCAUUGGAGAAUGGUGUUCAAGUUAUCUUCUAUAUAAGCAAUUAAGGUUUUAAACUACAUAUUGAAAAGCAAAAAAAAAAAAGAAUUUUUUUUUUUUUUUAGUUUUACAUUUUUUUUUUCAAACUGACUAUAAAAGCGUUAGGGUCGGCGCCUAUUCCGUAGGUAGGGUCGGGUAACCCGAACCAAAUGUAUUUUUUUUUAGGCCUAAGCAAUAUAUCUAUAUCCAUACUAACUUUGUGUAAAAUAUGAUAAUUUUCCAAAAUGAAAUGUUUUCGCUACCUUCUUAUCCUAUUUUUCGUCAGCCUGCAACAGAAAAGUAUUCAUUGAGCCUUCUUAUAGAAUAUAGAAAAGGAACUAUUGAUUAUAUGCUGUCCAGUGGUUUAUAGAGAUUUAUGAGUGAAAUAAAAUUGACAACUAACUGUUUCAAACAAUGAAAGUAUCAAUUUGAUAAUUUUCACUGUUUUGAAAUUUAAGCCAGCUCUUGGUUCCAAAUCAAACUUGAGAGUGCAUAGGGCUUGGACACCAUUUCACCAACAUCAUGUCCGAAAUGACAUUGGGCAUACAAAUUGGCGCAUUUUUUCUAAAAAAAGUGUAAUUAAAUAACUUGACUUCUAAUUUAAGGCACAUAAUAAAAAGAGAAAUUGUUUGUUUCAGUGUAAGAUAGCAAUAUAUUUCGCCUCAUGAACACCAAAAGUGAAUACUCAACUCAUUGCUACUCCACUCAUAAAUAAAUAUUUUGUUGCUCACUCUGUGAAAUAUAUUACCACCUUGCCCUGAAACAAACAAUUAUCAAGAAAUGUGUACAUGUAUUGUCAUAUAACUUCCAGUGUCAUUCACAGUGGCUUGAUGACAAAGGCUCAUUAAAGUCACAAUAAAUAAUUUCAAUUACUGGUAGCCAAAAUUAUAUUUUAUACAUACUUGAACAUACAAUGUAUUAUAUUGAUGAUAUACAUGUUCAAGUAUGUAUAAGAUAUAAUUAUGGCUAGUUGAAAUUAUUUUUUGUGACUUGAAUGAGCCUUUGUCAUCAAGACACUGUGGUGUCAUUGUCAUCUGUCUGCAACAUUAUCAACAAAUAAAUGUACAGUGCAUACAAACUCAACAUUACGUCCUUGAAUGGCAACAAUAUGAGUUAAACUCAAGGGCCAAACUGCAAACUCAAGACUUCAUUGUGAAAUUGCGCUGAUGGUAAAAUUUUUGAAAGAUUUUUACACAUCUUUUCACGACUUUUGUCAAAAUGAACAAUAAUAAAGAUAUUAUGGAAUAUUUGAUUAUUUGCAAUCCUCAGACUAAAGCAUUAGUGAAUAUGGGCCCCAUAUCAUAUGCCAAUUCUGUAGUGUUAGAAACUUUACCAGAAACAAGUUCUAGGCUGGUAUUCAUCGAUCAUCUUAGGGCUGCAUUCUCUCAGACUGACUGUUUGACAACUAGUUUUAUUUUUUGUCUUUUUAGUCAAUAUACAUUACAACCUCUAUUUACUUCCAAGAUGUAUAUGAUAGAAAUUACAUGUAUUUACGUUGCAUGGUAUUUUCUAUAUUUUGUUUGCCUAGUCAGUUCCUUUGUUAGAGAUUUACCCCCAACACGAUGAAAUACUAGAAUAUUGUUCUUGUUAAUAAACCUUUUUCUUUAAAAAUACAACAUUUGAAUUCUUAUAACCAUUUUAGGAAUCAGUAUCUGCUUCUAUGUUUUUAUGUUUGGUUAUGCAUAGACAGUCUGCUAAAUGUAUGUGUUUAACUUAAACUAGAGUUAUGACCCUUCACUAAGUGAACAUUUUCUUGCAAAAUA